AUGCCACCUCGAAAACGUUCCGCAGAGGAAAUAACCAGCAGUCGGCGAAGCUCGCGGAGAGUCUCCACCACUCAAAGUCAAUACUUCGAAGGCAGUGAGGGUACGGAAGAGAGUGAUGCGCCACCACCAAAGAAGCGUGGAAGACCACCAAAGAAGCAGCCUAAAAAAGAAGAAUCCGAGGAACCGUACGAAGAUGAGCUAGUGCAGGAGCCAGAAGAAGAAGAAGAGGACGAUGAUGACGAAGAUGACGAGGAUGCGCCUCCAAAAGUUACUAUUAUUCCAUUGGAGAAGUUGAGAGACACAGAUGGUAUAGAAUAUGAAGACUUCAAAUUACACAAGAAUACCAUGUUGUUCUUGCGAGACCUUAAAGCCCACAACCAGAGACCUUGGCUGAAGUCGCAUGAUGGAGAGUAUCGUCGCGCUUUGAAGGAUUGGAACUCCUUUGUUGAGUGCGCAUCCGAAACCGUUAUAUCAGCCGAUGAAACGAUUCCCGAGCUUCCCAUCAAAGACGUCAUUUUUCGAAUCCAUAGAGACAUUCGCUUCAGUAAAGAUCCUACACCAUACAAGCCUCACUUCUCCGCUGCGUGGUCUCGAACAGGUCGCAAAGGCCCGUACGCCUGUUACUACAUCCACUGCGAGCCCAAAAGAUCUUUCAUCGGUGGUGGGUUAUGGUGUCCCAGCGGCGACCAAAUGCAGAAACUCCGCGCCAGUAUUGACGAACGACCCGAUCGAUGGCGCCGCGCACUCAACGACGAGGCCUUUAAGCGCACAUUCUUGCCAAAAGCUGCCAACAAAUCCGAUCCUAACGCAGCGCUACUUGCUUUUGCGGAGAAGAACAAAGAGAAUGCCCUUAAAACUAAGCCAAAAGGCUUUACGGCAGAACAUCGUGAUAUUGCGCUGCUGAAGUUGAGGAACUUUACUGUUGGAACACAGAUAGACGACAAUAUCUUCUACCAGGAUGAUGCGCAAGAGAAGAUCAGCGAGAUUAUACGCCCUAUGGUUGGAUACGUUUCAUUUUUGAAUAGCAUCGUUAUGCCGGACCCUGGCCAAGAUGACGACAGUGAUGAAGAUGAGGAUGAAGGAGAAGGAGAAGGAGAGUCUAACGACGGCGAAGACAGUGGUGAUGACUAG
Molecule: messenger RNA, 1131 nt
Organism: Fusarium subglutinans
Lineage: Eukaryota; Fungi; Ascomycota; Sordariomycetes; Hypocreales; Nectriaceae
Exons: 4
Coding region: 1-1131 (376 amino acids)
Source: RefSeq, a predicted model, not a curated record